AUGGUUGUUUGUAUCAGCCCAGCACAGCCCAGCUACGGAGCCACCCAUUUCGAUCUCCAAGGUCAACAAGGUAUAGUCGGUGAUUCAUUUGUCCUUAUUAAAGAUGGGCAGCAAACCAGCUCCAUUUUCAGAUAUUGGCAAAAGAGCCAAAGGACUAAACUUAUAGAGAAAGACCUGCUGACCAAAGAUUACAACUAUGAUCACAAGCUAACUCUGUCAGUUCUGAGUUCUACUGGAAUGGGGCUUACAGCUACAGGUCUGAAAAAGGAUGAAAUUUUUGUUGGUGAUAUAAAUACAUUGUACAAGAGCAGCAAUACUGUAGUGGAUGUGAAAGUUGAUACCUAUUCUAAUGUAAGAAGAGAAGUUCUUGUAUCUACCAAAGUGACUGUUAAUGACAUUUUGCCUAGCACCAAAGCAGCAUUUAGUUUCAAAAUACCUGACCACAAGUCUGGCAAGCUGGAUGUGCAAUACCUUCAUCAUCAUGCAGCCAUUGAGUCCAGCAUUGGCCUCAAUCCAAAUCCUCUUUUGGAGCUCUCAGCUGCAAUUGGAAGCAGCAAUCUUAGUUUGGGCGGUGAAGUUGGAUUUGACACUGCUUCUUCUUCGUUUAUCAAAUAUACUGCUGGGAUUGCCUUGAACAAGCCAGAUUUCUCUGCUGCACUUUUACUAACUCCGCAGAAGCAGCUUAUUAUGCUUAAUAGGACGGACAAAGGACAGAUUCUCAAGGCAUCUUAUGUCCAUUCAGUGGAUCCCUUCCAUUCAGUUGCAGCUGAAAUGACUCAUCGGUUUUCCACCCUUGAAAACAGUUUUACCAUUGGAAGUUCUCAUGCAGUGAAUCCAUUUACAGUGGUAAAAACCCGAUUCUCUGAUAAUGGCAAGGCUGCAAUGCUAUACCAACAUGAGUGGAGACCAAAGUCAUUGAUAACUUUUUCAGCCGAGUAUGACUCAAAGGCCACCCAUGCAGCAACCCCCAAGUAUGGCAUUGCUCUUGCUCUGAAGCCAUGA
Dovyalis caffra is the source of this 1002-nucleotide messenger RNA. The record is from the annotation of a GenBank genome assembly. NCBI's taxonomy places the organism in Eukaryota, Viridiplantae, Streptophyta, Magnoliopsida, Malpighiales, Salicaceae.